Messenger RNA from Sardina pilchardus (European sardine), 3431 nucleotides. Its product is annotated as mucin-2-like. The coding region runs from base 321 to 3431 and encodes 1036 amino acids. The transcript has 20 exons. Lineage: Eukaryota; Metazoa; Chordata; Actinopteri; Clupeiformes; Clupeidae. The record is from RefSeq and is a predicted model, not a curated record.
CUGGAAAUGUGACUGACACUCUGGAAGCAGCCGUUUCCUCCAACAGUUCAGACUUUUCAGACCUGGGUGUCAAUGCAAGCAGUAUAAAAGCAGAUCGGGUGUUUAAGUCAACGCCAACUGAAGCUCCCCAAACAACAGUAGCAACUUCGACUUCAGCCUCAACCUCACCGCCCGACACAACAGCUGCCACAACAACGCCAACAUCAAGCCCAACAAGCCUUGUGACAUCUGAAAGUGGCUCCACCUCAACACCAGCACAAUCAUCAACAUCAGUACCCAUCACAUCAUCACCUCAAACAUCUCCUUCAACAUCACAGCCUAUGACACUAUCUCCAUCCUCACCAUCAGUAACCAUCACAACACAGGCGUCAUCAUCAGUCUCUAUCUCUGCCUCCUCUACACCAGUAGCUACAACUCCAACAUCUGCUUCAGAAGCGACCACAUCCCCUGUACCAUCAACACCCCAAAUCACAUCAACAUCAAUUACAACACAAACAAAUUAUACUACACUCACUUUCACAAAUGCUACAUCUCCAACAUCAGCUUCAGAAUCCACCACAUCCCCCGCACCAUCACCAUCAACACCAGAAGUCACAUCAACAUCAUUUACGCCACAAACAAGUGCCAUAACACUCACAUCAGCAACAGCUACAUCUCCGACAUCAGCUUCAGAAUCCACCACAUCCCCCGUACCAUCAACAACAGAAGUCACAUCAACAUCUAUGCCACAAACAAGUGGGAUGACACCCACAUCCACAACUACUAAAUCUCCAACAUCAGCUUCAGAAUCCACCACAUCCCCUGCACCAUCACCAUCAACACCAGAAGUCACAUCAACAUCAAGUGCCAUAACACUCACAUCCACAACAGUUCGCCAAACAACAACUACUCCAGCACCCAUUCCAGAACCUGAGGUCAAACUGGAAUUCAAACUGGAGAAGCAAUUCACACAAGAACUGCAAAAUGCCUCUUCACCAGCAUUUCAAGAGCUGGCUACUCAAGUGACCUCAGCGCUUGAUAAAGUGUAUACUGAAAAGUUUGGAUCUAGUUUCAAUCGUACAGAAAUCCUAGGCUUCAGACAAGGAUCUGUCGUUGUGGAUUCUGUACUGAUCUUUAACGAUGUAGACUCUGUUCCUGAAACUGGAAAUGUGACUGACACUCUGGAAGCAGCCGUUUCCUCCAACAGUUCAGACUUUUCAGACCUGGGUGUCAAUGCAAGCAGUAUAAAAGCAGAUCGGGUGUUUAAGUCAACGCCAACUGAAGCUCCCCAAACAACAGUAGCAACUUCAACUUCAGCCUCAACCUCACCGCCCGACACAACAGCUGCCACAACAACGCCAACAUCAAGCCCAACAAGCCUUGUGACAUCUGAAAGUGGCUCCACCUCAACACCAGCACAAUCAUCAACAUCAGUACCCAUCACAUCAUCACCUCAAACAUCUCCUUCAACAUCACAGCCUAUGACACUAUCUCCAUCCUCACCAUCAGUAACCAUCACAACACAGGCGUCAUCAUCAGUCUCUAUCUCUGCCUCCUCUACACCAGUAGCUACAACUCCAACAUCUGCUUCAGAAGCAACCGCAUCCCCUGUACCAUCAACACCCCAAAUCACAUCAACAUCAAUUACAACACAAACAAAUUCUACUACACUCACUUUCACAAAUGACUCCACCUCAACACCAGCACAAUCAUCAACAUCAGUACCCAUCACAACAUCACCUCAAACAUCUCCUUCAACAUCACAGUCUAUGACACUAUCUCCAUCCUCACCAUCAAUAACAACCACAACACAGGCUUCAUCAUCAGUCUCUAUCUCUGCUUCUUCUACACAUGCAGCUACAUCUCCAACAUCAGCUUCAGAAUCCACCACAUCCCCCGCACCAUCACCAUCAACACCAGAAGUCACAUCAACAUCAUUUACGCCACAAACAAGUGCCAUAACACUCACAUCCACAACAGGCUCUGCCCCAACACCAUCACAAUCAUCAACAUCAGAGCCAAUCACAACAUCACCUCAAAAAUCUCUUUCGACAUCACAGUCUAUGUCACUAUCUCCUUCCUCAUCAUCAGUAACCACAACACAGACGUCAUCAUCAGUCUCUAUCUCUGCUUCUUCUACACCAGUAGCUACAUCUCCGACAUCAGCUUCAGAAUCCACCACAUCCCCCGUACCAUCAACAACAGAAGUCACAUCAACAUCUAUGCCACAAACAAGUGGGAUGACACCCACAUCCACAACUACUAAAUCUCCAACAUCAGCUUCAGAAUCCACCACAUCCCCUGCACCAUCACCAUCAACACCAGAAGUCACAUCAACAUCAAGUGCCAUAACACUCACAUCCACAACAGUUCGCCAAACAACAACUACUCCAGCACCCAUUCCAGAACCUGAGGUCAAACUGGAAUUCAAACUGGAGAAGCAAUUCACACAAGAACUGCAAAAUGCCUCUUCACCAGCAUUUCAAGAGCUGGCUACUCAAGUGACCUCAGCGCUUGAUAAAGUGUAUACUGAAAAGUUUGGAUCUAGUUUCAAUCGUACAGAAAUCCUAGGCUUCAGACAAGGAUCUGUCGUUGUGGAUUCUGUACUGAUCUUUAACGAUGUAGACUCUGUUCCUGAAACUGGAAAUGUGACUGACACUCUGGAAGCAGCCGUUUCCUCCAACAGUUCAGACUUUUCAGACCUGGGUGUCAAUGCAAGCAGUAUAAAAGCAGAUCGGGUGUUUAAGUCAACGCCAACUGAAGCUCCCCAAACAACAGUAGCAACUUCGACUUCAGCCUCAACCUCACCGCCCGACACAACAGCUGCCACAACAACGCCAACAUCAAGCCCAACAAGCCUUGUGACAUCUGAAAGUGGCUCCACCUCAACACCAGCACAAUCAUCAACAUCAGUACCCAUCACAUCAUCACCUCAAACAUCUCCUUCAACAUCACAGCCUAUGACACUAUCUCCAUCCUCACCAUCAGUAACCAUCACAACACAGGCGUCAUCAUCAGUCUCUAUCUCUGCCUCCUCUACACCAGUAGCUACAACUCCAACAUCUGCUUCAGAAGCAACCACAUCCCCUGUACCAUCAACACCCCAAAUCACAUCAACAUCAAUUACAACACAAACAAAUGCUACUACACUCACUUUCACAAAUGACUCCACCUCAACACCAGCACAAUCAUCAACAUCAGUACCCAUCACAACAUCACCUCAAACAUCUCCUUCAACAUCACAGUCUAUGACACUAUCUCCAUCCUCACCAUCAUUAACCAUCACAACACAGGCGUCAUCAUCAGUCUCUAUCUCUGCCUCCUCUACACCAGUAGCUACAACAUCUGCCUCAGAGGCAACAACAUCCCCUGUACCAUCAACACCAACUGUCACAUCAACAUCAGUUACACCACAAACAAAUGCCACAACACUUACAUCCACAACUGGUUAG